AUGACAUUAUUCUCAUUAAUGAAACAGAGCAAGACAACUGAUGAUAUUCUUGUUGGAAUAGUAUUCGAUGGUUAUACUUGGCUAUGUGUUACUUACAAAGAAGAAGGAUUAAUAGUUUAUGAAUCAAAAACCUGUAUAUAUACUAAUCGUCUUCUCCAUUGUCGAUUAUGUCAACUACUUGAACGUACGUCUAUUGAAUUUAUUAAUGUUAGAAUAAUAAAAACUCCAACAACCGUAUUAUCAUCAUAUGAAAACGAGAAUUUAUUCGUAUGUUUCGCUUAUGCUUGCUGCGAGGGGGUGAAACAGUGGGAAACUGUAAAUGAAUUAACAACAUCAGCAAUAAAUAAUAUUGAUAAUCGGAUUUUGCUUGAAUUUACGGAGAAUUUAAAUGAUUCAGAUAAUGUAUUCGAUGAUAUUCAGUAUAUUGAUUCACCAGAAAAAGCUCAAGAUGAUGGAGAGGACAAUGGAUAUGACAAUGUCGGUAUUUGCCAAGGUGAAAUUGACAUAGAGAAAUAUAUUGAAUUGAUUGAACCUAUAUAUAAUCCACCUUCUGAUAAUUCUAUUAAUGAUUCACAAAAUAUUCGUUCUACAAUAUUACAACCAUUAUCAGCUGGUCUGCAUAAACUGAUAAUCAUCAUCUUAUUUGAUGGUCAACAUUGGUUAACUCUUGUGAAUUAUAAAUCAGCUCGCCAUUUUACAGUAUUUGAUCGACAUUUCACUGGUUUUAGCCGACGAUUAAUAUGCAUGUUAUCUAGAGCGGUUAAUUUUACCUGUUAUACAUAUUAUCGUGUAGAAUUACUACCAGUCAAACAAUGUCCAAUUGACAAAAAAACAGAUAUUUAUUUUGUUCUCGUCUAUGCAGUACUAGUAAUAAAAUUAUAUGCUGAUAAAAAUAAAAAUAAAACUGAUAUUGCAAAUAUUAAGUUUAAUAUUCAACAAUUGACAGAUUAUUUUGAUAAUUCUUUCAAUAAAUUAAUAAUUGAUCGGUUGCUGUUCGAUGUAGUUUCUGAUACAGUCAAUGUUCCUUUAUGUAAACGUUAUUGUACAUUCACCCAGUAUCCAUGGACAUUUAAAAUUACUCUAUCAUGUGACCGUACAUUAAAAUUAAAUUUUAGUGGUAAUUGUAAACACAGUACAUCAGAAAUUCAAGCUCGUUAUAUAAGAGAAAUUGAAAGAAAAAAUCUUCGUACACAGUGUGAACUGGGAAUAUCAGCAGGUGGAUUAUACCUUGAGCAAUUAAAAAAAUUAACAGAGAAACAAAAAGCAGCUGGUAAUAGAACAUCAUAUGGUACAACAGCAGCCAUAAUUCAAAAAAUUAGUAGCGAAGUCAAUGUAGUGUUAUGUGACGAUCCAAAUGAAAAAGAAAGUCUAGAAAAAAUGUAUAGAGAACAAAAAUUAAUAUUCAAUCAGGAGCUGCGAAGUUUGCUUGAUGUUGGAGAAUCAUUAAUUCAACAGCAAGCCGGGAUGAUUUGGAGCGCACAAUUAUCCACAGUUGUUUGGGCCAUUUCAUGA
Didymodactylos carnosus is the source of this 1512-nucleotide messenger RNA. The record is from the annotation of a GenBank genome assembly. Lineage: Eukaryota; Metazoa; Rotifera; Eurotatoria; Philodinida; Philodinidae.